This is a messenger RNA of Blastomyces dermatitidis ER-3, 783 nucleotides long. Its product is annotated as peroxin 11B. Gene Ontology annotation, biological process: regulation of peroxisome size; peroxisome fission. The transcript is spliced from 3 exons. The coding region runs from base 1 to 783 and encodes 260 amino acids. Lineage: Eukaryota; Fungi; Ascomycota; Eurotiomycetes; Onygenales; Ajellomycetaceae. Gene Ontology annotation, cellular component: peroxisomal membrane. The record is from RefSeq and is a predicted model, not a curated record.
AUGCCCAACCCUCAACCCCCCCAACCCCUCCUCAAGCAAUUUACGAAUUACACAAACUCCGGCGUAGGCCUGGAGAACUUCCUGCGUCUGAUCCAGUCGAUAUGCCAGGUCAUCUCAGCGUCGGCGGUGUCGGCGGCUGAGGCAGAGCCAUGGACGAAGGCUUUCACGAAUUUGGCGCUGAGUCGCCGAUACUUCCGCUACUUCCAAUUCAUCGACUGCUUUGACCGGGCCUGGGGGAUUUUCUCGGGGCAAGAUGCGGUAGCUGCUAGCGGAUAUGUGCUGCAGACCAUGGCGGUGGGAGAAUGGAGUUGUUUGGGCGGCUACAUACUCCUGGAAGCUUCCACGAUUCUCGACGCUCUAAACAUUUAUCCAACCCCCUGGGCUGAACAGGUCCUUCUCGAAAGUUACAAGUUCUGGUUCUACUCCAUGGUCUUCGCUAGCGUGGGGAUUAUAUGGCAAUUAUUCGUGCCGGUCUCCUCGCCCAAAACCGAAUACACUAAGUCCAGCAAUGUCAAACAGGAAAAUAAAAAGAAGGGCUCCGAAUGGGAAACAGAGAAAACAAGUGAAAAGGCCAAUGCUGCUCCUGCUGGUAAUACGAAUACCAAUACCGCCCGCCUGUUGUCGGAACUUGUUGCCCUUGGAUGUGACAUUUUGAUCCCUGCGCAGUCACUCGGGUGGCUGGAUGUUGAUGACUUGACCGUUGGCAGUGCGGCGGUCGUUAGUACGCUAUUGAUAGGGAAGUAUAAGUGGGCCAAAGUGCAGGCGCAAGGAGGGGCUUUGUGA